UUGCAUCGUCGCGAAGCAUGUAUUAACUCAGCUGAUCAAUUACAAUAGUAGAUCUUUCUGAGUUUCUAUUCUCACCACAUGGGCCGUGCUUUCGAGUGCAUACUACCAACACGGUUAACUAGAGUUCGAUGAUGCGACGGUAGGCCGAUGUCUAAGCGCCGCCACAGUGUUCGUUUCGGGAGCUCAGAUCAGAAAUUGAGGCAUAAGGCUGCCAAAGCUGCGAGAACGAGAUCGCCCGCCCACUUUUAAGGCUUGACGAUCGAGGAUCGUCCCGAUGCCCCGCCAGUGUAGGCAUGAAUGACAUCGUCAUAGCUGAAGAGCACAUCACCUUUUUUCUUCUAUACCUGAAUUUCGUCCAAAUUCCACUUUUCCACUUUCACAAUCCUAUUGGAUCUAGAUUGAUACUUCAAUCGUGGAACUAGCUCCAAAGAGUUGACAUCGCGAUGGAGGCCCUCGGUGCCGCGUCCUCUGUAGUCGGCAUCGCUGAUGUGGGGAUCCAAACAUCGCUGCGACUCAUCGCAUUUGCAGGCCAAGUGAAGACUGCGCCCUCCUCCAUCAGCAACAUCGCGGAAGAUAUUUCCCUGACGGCCAAUAUCUUGCAGCAAUUGGGGGAACUGAUGAAGCAGAAAGUACCCCCAGCAAAGGGCGAGGGUUCGGGACAAGAAUAUUCUAGCGAGAGGGACUCCGGGAAUAGCCUCUUCAGUGAAAGUGGGCUUAAAACCGCGGAGGCCCUGGGGAAUCGGUGUAAAGAUCUCUUUAUGGAUGUUGAUCAUGAGUUGAGGAAAGCGAGUAAACAGAUCAGCUCUCGUGGGUUCAAUGAGGGGGAGAAGAUCAAGCUUUCCACGACGGAACGGCUCAAGUGGCCGUUCUUCCAGCCGCGGAUAAAGGAAAUCCGUGGGGAUUUGGGAGAGGCUAAACAGUCGUUGAUGAUGCUUCUGCAGGUUACAAUGCUGGCCUACUCUAGAGCCGUGACGCAAAGUGGUAAUUUGAAUUCUACGCAGAAUUCAAAGAUUAUUGUUAUCAAUCCUGAUGAGCAAAUCUCCCUGAUCAGAUCGAUUGUGGCUGCAGAGAAAGCGAAGGCUGGUCGCGGCGGGAAAGGAGAUCCUGAUAUUGGUUUUCUCACUGGCAACCCAGACAAUGAGGAAGACACCCGAGGCCCACCACCUGAAUAUACACACCCGUCUUUUGGAGUAACUACGGCUCCGAUACACCAAGGAUGUCGAGGAGACGAUGAUGACAGUCAUGAAAGGUUAGGCAGGUAGCUACCUUCCGCAUAAUAUAUCGCUAACAAUACCAGGAGUCCACCGCCAUCGCCUCGGUAUAUAUACGACAACAACCCAGCUUCUAUGGUCGAGGAGUUAUCAGCGUGGGAAA
Paecilomyces variotii is the source of this 1374-nucleotide messenger RNA. RefSeq lists its product as hypothetical. The record is from RefSeq and is a predicted model, not a curated record. The coding region runs from base 444 to 1262 and encodes 272 amino acids. The transcript has 2 exons. Lineage: Eukaryota; Fungi; Ascomycota; Eurotiomycetes; Eurotiales; Thermoascaceae. Gene Ontology annotation, biological process: regulation of DNA-templated transcription.